AUGGCGCCCGGCAUAGUCUCAGACUCCCCCUCCGCCUCCUCCACGCCCUCCAAGCCCCGGAUCCUGGUCCCAGAGAAGGUAUCCCCCGACGGCCUGGCGAUGCUGACAUCUGACUUCGAAGUGGACUCGCGGCCGGGCGGCCUCUCGCCGCAGGAGCUGCUAGACCUGAUUCCAUCGUACCAGGGCCUGAUCGUGCGGUCCGAGACCAAGGUGACGGCGGCGGUGCUGGCCGCGGGGGCCAACCUGCGCGUCGUGGCCCGCGCCGGCGUGGGCGUCGACAACAUCGACGUUGACGCCGCCACCUCCCAAGGCAUCAUCGUCGUCAACUCGCCGUCGGGCAACAUCGUAGCUGCCGCCGAGCACACCAUCGCCCUGCUGCUGGCCACGGCGCGCAACGUCGGGCGCGCCGACCGGUCCUUCAAGGAGGGCCGCUGGGACCGCGCCAAGCUCGUCGGCGUAGAGGUCGGCCGCAAGACCCUCGGCAUCAUCGGUCUCGGCAAGGUCGGGAUGAAGGUCGCCCGCAUGGCCGUCGGGUUGGGCAUGAAGGUUCGCGCCGUCGACCCGUACGCCAGCGCCGACGUCGCGCGGCAGGCGAGUGUCGAGCUCGUCGACGGCCUGGCGGACCUGUUGCCCGUGGUGGACUUCUUGACCAUCCACACACCUCUGCUGGCCAGCACACUGGACCUGCUGGGCGAGGAGGAGUUUAGACGGAUGAAGAGCACGGCACGGGUCCUGAACGUCGCCAGGGGCGGCGUGUACAACGAGGCGGCGCUGCUCAGGGCGCUCGACGAGGGCUGGAUCGCGGGCGCCGGACUGGACGUCUUCACCAAGGAGCCACCCGGGGAGGGCAGCGUGGCGGCGCGGCUGGCCCGGCACGAGAAAGUGGUCAGUACGCCGCACCUGGGCGCGAGCACGGUGGAGGCCCAGGAGAACGUCAGCCUGGAUGUCUGCGGUCAGGUCUUGCUCAUACUGAAGGGCGGCCUGCCGACGGCGGCGGUCAACGCGCCCCUCAUCCUGCCCGAGGAGUACAGGAAGCUGCAGCCGUUCGUCCGGCUGGUCGAGAAGAUGGGCGGGCUGUACACGCAGCACUACGUGGGCUCGCGGGGCGGCCGCGUCGGCGGGCGCAAGUUUGAGCUCGUCUACCAGGGCGAGCUGGCGGGCGUCGGGAACACGCGGCCGCUGUUCGCCGCCCUGGUCAAGGGCCUCGUGAGCCCCUUCUCCGAGAGCGGGGGCCGCGACGUCAACAUCGUCAACGCGUCCCUCAUCGCCAGGGAGAAGGGCAUCGUCAUCAACGAGACCCACACCAGGGACGCCGGCGAGGGCACCUACGCCAGCCUCGUGACGCUGCGCUCGUACGAUACCACGGAAGGCGAGAGGAAAGGGAGCGAGCAGAUCAUCGAGGGGUACGUCAGCGGCAAGACCGUCUUCAUCUCGAAGCUGGACCGCUUCACGUCGAGCUUUACUCCGGAGGGCACGCUGUUGAUCCUGCACAACUAUGACGAGCCGGGAAAGAUUGGCGGCGUCGGUACGGUGUUGGGUCAGAGUGAGGUCAACAUCAGGUGGAUGCAGGUCGCCAGUCUAGAGCAGGAGCUGAACGAAAAGGCUCCCGGGAGCGGGAACGGGAAGGGAAGAGGCAACGAGGCAUUGAUGAUCUUGGGUGUUGGCGGGACGGUCGGUAAGGAGGUGCUGGAGAAUCUGAAGAAAGAAGAAGGCAUAUUGGAUGUUAGUUUGAUUAGACUGUAA
Messenger RNA from Truncatella angustata, 1743 nucleotides. RefSeq names its product phosphoglycerate dehydrogenase. Gene Ontology annotation, biological process: L-serine biosynthetic process. The coding region runs from base 1 to 1743 and encodes 580 amino acids. The record is from RefSeq and is a predicted model, not a curated record. NCBI's taxonomy places the organism in Eukaryota, Fungi, Ascomycota, Sordariomycetes, Amphisphaeriales, Sporocadaceae. Gene Ontology annotation, molecular function: NAD binding; phosphoglycerate dehydrogenase activity. The transcript is spliced from 2 exons.